Messenger RNA from Scylla paramamosain (green mud crab), 746 nucleotides. Its product is annotated as protein Asterix-like. The record is from RefSeq and is a predicted model, not a curated record. Gene Ontology annotation, molecular function: protein folding chaperone. Gene Ontology annotation, biological process: protein insertion into ER membrane. NCBI's taxonomy places the organism in Eukaryota, Metazoa, Arthropoda, Malacostraca, Decapoda, Portunidae. Bases 16 to 495 code for a protein of 159 amino acids. The transcript has 4 exons. Gene Ontology annotation, cellular component: endoplasmic reticulum membrane.
AUCCAACAAAAUUGUAUGGUUGAACUUGCUGUAAUAAGCUGUGUUGACGAGAGAGAGAAUGACCGUCCGGGAGGCGAGAUAAGCCACGCAGGUGACACAAAACCUGCUGAAGGGGAGUUGUUGGAGGAGGAACAGGUGAAGGGAGGUCUCUCAGUCACUAUGCAGACAGCUAACCACAGUUCUGACCCUAAGAGGGCAGACAAGAUCACCAGAUACAAGCCUCCUGCACAGGGCACCCCUGGAGCUCCUGGUGAGGACCCCACUACUGACUACAUGAAUGUGUUGGGCAUGAUCUUCAGUAUGUGUGGCCUCAUGAUGCGGCUCAAGUGGUGUGCCUGGGUGGCCCUCUAUUGUUCCUGCAUUAGUUUUGCCAAUGCACGGGUGAAUGAUGACACCAAACAGAUGCUGAGUAGCUUCAUGUUGUCCAUCUCAGCAGUUGUGAUGUCCUAUCUCCAGAACCCCCAGCCCAUGACACCACCAUGGUCCAAUAUAUGAGGGUUCUUCACACCACAUAGGACUUCGAGGCUCCCUCUCCUUCGGGUACUUUCUACUUCUGUUUCAUAAUGGAAUCCAUGUCUUAUACUCUGUUUCACAUUGUUUAACUUUCUUGUGGUGUUCAAUACUUUUUUUGUACUUUCCAUACAUAAGCAUACAUAACCAAUACAUGAACUAUAUAAGUAAAUAUUAAGUUAAGGAAAGAGAAAAUGUAAGAAACCGUGAAAUAAAAUUGUCAUUUCAGAACUUAA